AUGCUCUCUUCAGCAUUCCAUCUGCUGAAGCCGCGUUCUCCGGCUUUAACCGUUUUCCGGUGCUGUCAGGUUCAAAAAUUCAGUUCUAAUGCUGUGCGUCUUGAUGCUGUCGAUUAUAUUGCACAACAAACUCGAAUUGUUCCAAAACUCGCUACGUUCUAUUCUGCCAAUCCGCAGCACGAGGACCGUAUAGAUAGACUGGAAUCGCUCUUACGCAAAUAUAUCAAGCUACCCACGGUCAAGGUUGGCGCCGGCGACAGGCCUGCGUGGGUCCCGUUUGCGGACUAUGCGCUAGUUGGAGGUGGCACACGGCUGAAACCCGUACAAUACGAACAGCUGGUGUCGUUGUUGAACAGAUUGCAUUCAAUUGAUCCAGAAUUGACCAACGACGAAAUUACGACUGAAAUUGCACAAUAUUACCGUAAAUCUAAGCUACAGGCCACACAUACGAAACAACAAACGUUGGACGAAUUCGGUAGAAGCCUUGCCAUUGGGCGCAGGAAAAGCUCGGUGGCCAAAGUUUACCUUGUACGCGGCACCGGUGAGGUUCUCGUGAACAGUAGACCACUAAACGAUUAUUUUGUGAAAUUGAAAGACCGUGAAUCCGUGAUGUACCCGUUACAAGUUGUCCAGGGUGUCGGGAAAUACAACAUUUUCGCAACGACCUCUGGUGGCGGCGUUACAGGCCAAGCGGACGCCAUAAUGCAUUCUGUGGCCAAAGCACUUGUCACUUUCAAUCCAUUACUGAAAUCCAGACUACAUAACGCUGGUGUAUUGACCAGAGACUACAGACAUGUCGAAAGGAAAAAACCGGGCAAAAGAAAGGCCAGAAAAAUGCCUACCUGGGUCAAAAGAUAA
Messenger RNA from Lachancea mirantina, 858 nucleotides. The record is from the annotation of a GenBank genome assembly. Lineage: Eukaryota; Fungi; Ascomycota; Saccharomycetes; Saccharomycetales; Saccharomycetaceae.